AGCUACCACGAAAGUCACACAUGGUACUCGUCGAGUGAAAGCCACGGUUCCAGCGGCUCAAGCGGGCCCAGCAGUAGUUAUGGUGGCAGCGGGUCUCACAGUUCUGGAAGCAACCACGCGUAUGGACACGGCGGUCAUCAUAUGGUAGUGCAGGACCUCACACCCAAGGGCGGCGUCUGUCUCACUUGGGCUGGGGUACAUUACAAGACUUUCGACGGGAAAAUAUAUGGGUUUAAGUCUCAUUGCCGGCACAUUCUGUUGCGGGACACAAAAGGACACAAGUUCACUAUAGCGGUAAAACCAGGCAACUGUUCGCGACACGCCCACUGCCCCUCGGAGAUCACCAUAUACAUUGAGGAGAAGCCAUACACACUGUCUGUUCAUCCAGAAGACGGCAGCGUAGUGUUCCGUAGCUCGAAGCGCUUGAUACCCGUACCCGCGUCGCUGCCGGGCUUGCGCGUGUCCAUGCCCGCAGACUACGUGCUCGUCAAUCUGGACCAAUCACAUGUCACGCUCAAGUGGGACACCAACGACGUAAUAGUUGUGGAAAGUAGCGUGUUACUAUGGAACAACACGGAGGGUCUGUGUGGAAAUCUAAACAGCAAUCAGGACGAUGAUCUCACCAGUAAGGAACACACGCGUGCUAAAACUGCCGCCUUCAUGGCUUCCUCCUGGCAACUGAACAGGAUCGAAGAUAUUUGCGACAGUAACCCUAUGGAAUUGCACAGUUGCACCGCCCAGUCAGACGAGACCAAGAAAAAGGCUCUACAGUUUUGCACGAAAAUAUUCAGCAGAGAUAAAUUCCGAAAAUGUGCUACGGUGAUGGACGUCUCUCAGUUGUUAGAAGCUUGUCAAGGCGAUUACUGCUCUUGUGCCAGUAGCGAUGACUCUGAGGAGUGCGCUUGUAGUACAGUUUCUGUAUACGCCAAAGAAUGUAUGAGGCUCGGUAUUGCGGAGAUGAAAUAUUGGAGAGAUCCCGAGACCUGCCCUAAAACUUGUCCUGACGGCAAAUUAUACAAGGUGUGCGGGCCGGACAGUCAGCCGACCUGCUCCUUCCCGCAGCCGUCACCAGCCAAUAACGCCUCCUGCGUGGAGGGAUGCUUCUGUCCCGAGGGAUUGCUUCUUGAUAGCGGACGAUGUAUACCGAAGGAGGAAUGCCCGUGUCGGCUGAGAAACAAGAAUUUCAAACCUGGCUCUGUCGUUCGCAAGGACUGCAACUCUUGCACGUGCUCGGGCGGGGAGUGGCAGUGCACCGGCGCUAUGUGCGGCGCGCGGUGCGGCGCGGUGGGGGACCCGCACUACAGCACGUUCGACGGCCGCCGGUACGACUUCAUGGGCCGCUGCACCUACACGCUGCUGCACGCGCCCAACCUCACCGUGCAGGUCGAGAACGUCGCCUGCUCCGGGGCCAUCACUGAGGCUAUGAACUUGACCCCGUACACUGGCGAAGGGAAACCAUCCUGCACUAAAGCGGUGAACUUGAUCUACGGCCAAACCAACAUCCACCUGAAGCAAGGCGGUCUCAUCCUGGUGGACGGACGCGAGGUCACUGACCUGCCCGUCAACGUGGAAGACGUCAGAAUCCGCGCUGCCUCAUCACUCUUCGUCAUUGUGCAACUACCUAUGAAGGUAGAUUUAUGGUGGGAUGGCUUUACGAGAGUAUUCAUCGACGUGCCUGCCUCGUUUCAAGGGAAGACUAAGGGUCUAUGCGGCACGUUCAACUUGAACCAGAAAGAUGACUUCUUAACACCAGAAGGUGAUAUAGAACAAUCGACUCUCGCAUUCGCCAACAAGUGGAAGACGAGGGAGUUUUGUGCCGAUGUGGAUACGAAAGAACCGGAGCACCCCUGUAAAGCUAACAUGGAGAAUAAGGAGACCGCUGAAAAGUAUUGUAGCAAACUUAAGAGCAAACUGUUUGAAGAGUGCCACUGGUACGUGGACGUGGAGCCGUACUACGAGUCGUGUUUGUACGACAUGUGCGCGUGCGCGGGUGACGUCAGCCGCUGCCUGUGCCCGCUGCUGGGCUCCUACGCGAUGGACUGCGCCAAGGCCGGCGUGCAAGUGCAGUGGCGGUACAAUGUCAAGGAGUGCGAGCUGCAAUGUACUGGUGGACAAGAGUACACGGUGUGCGCGGACAGUUGUCUACGGACAUGUACAGACGUCGCCAUCGCCGGCACCGCUGACUGCAAGCCGUGCUGCGUGGAGGGAUGUGCGUGCCCACCCGGACAGGUUCUCGACGAUAAUAAUGCUUGUGUUCCACAAGGGUUGUGCUCUUGUAAACACAAAGGGAUGAAAUUCGACGCCGGCUAUAAGGAGCAAGAUAUAAUCUUGGUACUUAUAUAUGAGUCGCGUAAAAUUUUAAAUAAGCCUAAAACUAUUGUUACAGGACAUUGUGCAUUUGUCUUCGAUGACAAGAUGCCUUUCACAGCAGCAGAAAAGCAGCGGCGGUAUCGAGAAUGGCGUCAAAAUAAUCCUGAAAGACGGAAAGAUAAGGCGAGAUCACUACGGAUUAUUAUGCACACUCCAGAGUCUACACCACCUCGUUCAAAUAGUCCAGCCCCUAUUGCUCAAAUUAUUUCAAGAGAUCGUCGUUUGUCAACACCCCAGCUGUCUACUUCGCGAGAAAAUACUCCUAACUCAAUAGCUUCAUCGGCUGUUCGCGGCAGAAAGCAAGUAAAAAGAAACAGAUUUAAGUUAUUUAGAGAUAAUACCAAGUUAAAGGAACAAUUAGAGGCAGUGAACAAGAAAUACGAAAAAUAUAAAAAACGAUAUAACAGAGAAAAACGGAAAGCAUCUAUAAAUAAGGAUAGCAGUAGAGCAACGCAAAGAAAAAAUGCUAUAAAGAAGCGCUAUGAAAAUGUAAAAAAUCGGAAGGAAAAAUAUGCUAUUCAAAAAAUAUUUGAAGAAAAGAUUGUUAAUACCUGCGUGGGUGCUCGGUGGGAUUGCGUGCCGGCCACAGACUCAGAUAUUCAGAAUUACCCGCCGGCUGAAGAUUUACGGUCUAACUGCAGCGCCAUUAAUCACAUGGAGUUCACUACCUGCCAGCUUGCAGAACCUCUCACGUGCAAGAACAUGCACUUGCCGCCUACAUUGACGUCGACGGAAUGCCGGCCGGGCUGCCAGUGCAAGAAGGGUUACGUACUAGACGUUACUGCCAACAAAUGCGUGCUCGCCGCCCGCUGCCCGUGCCAUCAUGGCGGCCGCAGCUACCCCGACGGUCACGUCAUGACCGAGGAGUGCAAUCAGUGGUGAGACAUUUGUAUAUAACCUCGGCCAUCACGGCCCACACAGCUAUCCGAUGGUCACAUCAUGACCGAGGAGUGCAACCAGUGGUAAUACAUUUGUAUAUAACUCGGUCAGCACGG
Molecule: messenger RNA, 3365 nt
Organism: Diatraea saccharalis (sugarcane borer)
Lineage: Eukaryota; Metazoa; Arthropoda; Insecta; Lepidoptera; Crambidae
Source: the annotation of a GenBank genome assembly